UAUAAGACUAUAUAUAAUUUCUUGCAAUAAUUCACGAGUAACAGUUGUGUCUAUUGAGUAAAAUUAACUAUGAAAUUGUCUGGAAUUAUUUUCAGUUUUCUGUACAUACAAGUUUCUUCAUCACUCCUUGGUGAUUUUCGAAAUGCGAUGUUUAACGUUGAACGCGGUUUUGGUAAAUUAUUAACAGAUGUCGUUACCGACGUAAAGGAUACGAUUCAUUGUACCAUAUCAGCAGUCGAGCAAGUUUUGGUGUUAAACGGACUUUUGGACAAAACUUCUAGAUAUAGUUACAGUUGUAGCGGUGUAAGUAAACCAACUGAACCAAUACCCUCGCCAUCUAAAAUCCGGGAUCAAAGAAGCUUGCUUGGUGAUUUUCAACGGUCGAAACAUGCCAAUCAUGGCUUGGACUAUCUUAACUCGCCAAGGCACAUUUCAAUGGAAUUAGGAAAGUCCAUCGCCAACGUUAAUAAAACAAUAAACGAUAUUCUAGGUCAUCACAAAGCCAAUAGCAAUUUGAAACUUAUAUCUAAAACGAUGAAAGAAGAAACUAACCGCCUAACUGAAAUAAGUAAAAUACUUAAGCGAGAAUUGGAAAACAUAUCGAGUAAUAUCAAACUUGAGAUACGAAAAUUACUUUUUGAUCGACAAGAAUCUCAUUUUGAAUCGGUUUGGGAUGAAAUUAAAACAUUACACGACAUUCAACAGAGAAGCAUAAAUGAAACAGAGAUUGGUGAAAUACGUCAUAUUUUAGAUAAGGUAGUGAAUAAACUGCAUUUAAAAUCUGAAAAUCAAAAACAACUCGGCAGCUAUGAUUUAAAAGAAAUAAGAAAAACACUGGAAAAAUAUUCUGAUGGUCAGGAUAAAAAAAUUCAAAAAGAUAAUGCCGAUCAUUCAAGACCACAAGAUCUAUCAUUUGAAACACCUACUACAAAAUUACCGCUAAAAUCUUUUAAAGAUGUUGCCAAGAAAAUAUUUGAUCAAAAGAAAAACACUAAAAUAAAUCCGUCGCAUUCAAAGGAAUCUAUAUUUAAUUUAAAUAUGCAUUCAUUCGAACAUUUUACACCAUUUUCGACAACAGAUAAUAUUAGUAAGAAAACGAUAGAUGAUGCUAAGAAAAUUAUUGAAGACAGUCAACGUACCGAUAAAAUGUUAAAUAAUAUUUUUAAUGAAAAGCGAGCAGCCUCAAGUGUCUUUAGCAAUCCAGAAAACAAUCUAUUUGAUUUUAGUAGCAGUUGAAUGAAAAUGGCCUGGAACUGUAUUUCAGUUUUACAUGAUUCUUUAAAUAACAUAUGUGACAAAAAGUGACAUUUAUUACUCGUAAGUGAUAUUAAAUUUGAAUU
Messenger RNA from Vanessa tameamea, 1340 nucleotides. RefSeq lists its product as uncharacterized. The coding region runs from base 70 to 1236 and encodes 388 amino acids. NCBI's taxonomy places the organism in Eukaryota, Metazoa, Arthropoda, Insecta, Lepidoptera, Nymphalidae. The record is from RefSeq and is a predicted model, not a curated record. The transcript has 2 exons.